Rosa rugosa (rugosa rose) is the source of this 1366-nucleotide messenger RNA. Its product is annotated as perakine reductase-like. The coding region runs from base 105 to 1145 and encodes 346 amino acids. Lineage: Eukaryota; Viridiplantae; Streptophyta; Magnoliopsida; Rosales; Rosaceae. Gene Ontology annotation, cellular component: cytoplasm. The transcript has 7 exons. The record is from RefSeq and is a predicted model, not a curated record.
AUUAAAGAGUUUUGUGAAUCUUGAGCUUUACCCUUCACAGUUUGAGUCUAAAUCCCAUUACCAGUUUUGCAAAUCAAUAGUAAUUUUUUGCAGGAAGAGAGCAAAUGGCUGAACAGAAGGAAAUACAGAUCCCAAAGGUUAAACUUGGAACUCAAGGGUUGGAGGUUUCAAAAUUGGGGUUUGGAUGCAUGGGUUUGACUUUUGCCAAGUAUCCUGGUGCUGAAGAGGAUGGAAUCUCCAUUAUAAAGCAUGCCUUCAGUAAAGGAAUCACGUUCUUUGACACAUCUGAUAUAUAUGGAACUGAUCAUGCCAAUGAAAUUCUUGUUGGCAAGGCCUUGAAGCAGUUGCCAAGAGAGAAGGUUCAAUUAGCCUCGAAGUUUGGUAUUGUAAGCUUAGGACCUCCUCGUGUGGUGGUAAAUGGAACUCCGGAGUAUGUCCGGUCAUGUUGCGAGGCUAGCUUGAAGCGUCUUGGUGUCGACUACAUUGAUCUCUACUAUUAUCACCGCAUUGACCAAACGAUGCCAAUAGAGGAAACUAUGGCUGAGCUGAAGAAACUUGUGGAAGAAGGAAAGAUCAAGUACAUUGGAUUAUCCGAAGCGAGUCCAGACACAAUAAGGAGAGCACAUGCAGUUCAUCCCAUCACAGCUAUACAAAUGGAGUGGUCACUUUGGACUCGUGAUAUUGAAGAAGAGAUUAUUCCACUUUGCAGGGAGCGUGGCAUUGGAAUAGUUCCAUAUAGUCCUCUGGGUCGUGGUUUUUUCGCAGGCAAAGCAGUUGUCGAAAGUUUGGAUCCAAAUGUUCUUGCGGCCGCACAUCCUCGGCUCACUGGAGAGAACUUGGAGAAGAACAGACACAUAUACCAUGCAAUAGAACGCCUUGCUACAAAGCACCAUUGCUCUCCUGCUCAACUAGCACUGUCGUGGGUUCUCCACCAAGGCGAUGACGUUGUACCAAUCCCCGGGACAACAAAGAUUAAGAACUUGGAUACCAACAUUGGCUCCUUAAGUCUAAAUCUCAAGGAAGACGACCUCAAAGAAAUCUCUGAUGCUGUUCCACUCGACCAAGUAGCUGGUGAUAAGAGUUUUGAAAGCACGAGUCAUGUGCAAUGGAAAUUCGCCAACACUCCUCAAAAGACUCUGAAUUAGUUCAUCUCAAGCUUAAGUUAUAUUAGUAGUAUGUUUGUAUUAAUUGAGGCAAAGAUAGGGAUAUUCCAUAUGAGAUAUUCUUGUACUUCUUCGAAUAUCCAUUUUUCAUUGUAAGUGUAGUAUUAUAUGUGUGAAACUUAUUUUCUUUCUGCCACUCCAUGACAGAUUCAUUUGUAAUCCUACAAGUUUAUUAUGAAUAAAGUGUUCUCGUUUCUCCUUAA